GCGACACUCUGUAUGAAUCGGCCGAUUUGCCAAGAAACUCUUGGCAAAGAAGCUACUAAGGGCCAUGUUAGAAGUCGACAGUCAGCAGCAGAACGAAUCUUAUCAGCGCCUCCGUACUCUGGUUGAAGCUGAGAGAUCAUAUCAUCGUAAUGCUCUUGAUAUCCUCGAUCAGUUACAUUCCAAGAUGGUUGCUGAGGAAGAAGCUACAGAAUCAUCACCAAAGUCACUACCUCUAUAUUUAGAGGAUGCUGUAUCUCAUCCCCAAGAAGAAACCAAUUCCAACCACAGGGGAGAGAUCAAAUCUAUUCACAUAGAGGACACCGAGUGUAGUCACCAAGAAGUAACCAAACUCAAUUCCAAGAACGAAACCAAGUCUUCUAGUCCACAAGAAGAGUACAUCUUCCCUUUAAACAAUUCAAAACAGAGAAAGUCCUCGAUCCAACAAUCUUGUUGGUGUUUAAUAAAACAAAGAUCAGGUGGCUGGGACAGGCUGGUCGGAAGGAGAAUACAAGGGCAAAGCAGUCUGCAUACGUGGAGAAACAAGGGAAAGCUCCUGCAAGCAAAAUAG
Brassica oleracea var. oleracea is the source of this 568-nucleotide messenger RNA. RefSeq lists its product as uncharacterized. NCBI's taxonomy places the organism in Eukaryota, Viridiplantae, Streptophyta, Magnoliopsida, Brassicales, Brassicaceae. Bases 65 to 568 code for a protein of 167 amino acids. The record is from RefSeq and is a predicted model, not a curated record. The transcript has 3 exons.